UGAACGGGGACACGCAGCCGGAUGUAAUCCAGAAACAUAUCCGACAGCUGGUUGCCCGUGUAGCCACUAUUAGCAACUGGCUAAUCAAGUCGCCUCCGUUAAAUUAACGCGUUUUUAUAUAUAUAUAUCUGUGACUUUAACACAUACACUGCAAAGAUGAUAAAGGCUAUCUUGAUAUUCAACAACCACGGGAAGCCGCGUCUGAUCAGAUUCUAUCAGUAUUUUGCGGAGGAUCUGCAGCAGCAGAUAAUCCGGGAGACUUUCCAUUUGGUGUCCAAGAGGGACGACAAUGUCUGCAAUUUUUUGGAGGGAGGGAGUCUCAUUGGUGGCUCCGACUACAAGUUAAUCUACCGGCAUUACGCCACCCUCUACUUUGUCUUCUGUGUGGACUCCUCUGAGAGCGAGCUGGGCAUCCUGGACCUGAUCCAGGUGUUUGUAGAAACGCUGGAUAAAUGCUUUGAAAACGUCUGUGAACUGGACCUCAUAUUCCACAUGGACAAGGUUCAUUACAUCCUGCAGGAGGUGGUGAUGGGAGGCAUGGUGCUGGAAACCAACAUGAACGAGAUCGUAGCUCAGGUUGAGCUGCAGAACCGCAUGGAGAAGUCCGAGGGAGGGCUCUCAGCAGCACCCGCUCGUGCUGUCUCUGCCGUGAAGAAUAUGAACCUCCCAGAGAUUCCUCGCAACAUCAACAUCGGAGACAUUAAUAUCAAAGUGCCGAGCCUCUCCCCGUUCUGAGCAGAGGGAGGGCAGCUUCCCAGCUGAACUCUGCAGGGCUGAUGUACUACUGAUGGAUCUGUUUCCCUGCAGCUGCCCUCCAACCAGCUCUGCUAUUAACACGGAGAAAACCGAUGUUUUUGAUGUACUGUGGAAUCGUCACAUACCAAGCCCAAUGUUUUUACAUGUAUGGAAGAUGAGCUGUGGAUUAUUUUUGAGUUCUACUGUAUGCAAGUUACAGAUUACUCCAGUUUUGGGAUUUGCACAACAUUGUAAAGUUUGUUAUAAAUCACCAAGAGUAAUAUUGAUAUUCUGCCAUUCCUUUUGUGUUUUGUGUUGUUUCUUCAAGUUAUUUUCUUUUAGCUUUCCUUUGCCUUGAUUAUUUCAAAAUGAACAGUGAAGUGUGCUGGCCCAUUGCACUUUUUCUUGUAUAACUCUUCCACAUCUCUGAAGUUCAUCACUGGUAUUCCUGCCUGAAUUUUAAAAACCUCCCUUUUCUGUCUGGAAUGAAGUUGUGGAGUCUGCAGCUUUCACUGUAAUAUGAUGCUUGGCUUCUGUUUUAGACAGUUAUAUUUUCAAACAGAUCCUAUCUUUCUUGUUCUAAGCAUCCACGCUCUCUUAAUCUGGGGUUGCACUCUUCCUACAUUUGUGCUUGAAUGAUUGAUUUCCCCAUUUGUAAUAUAUUACAUUUAUGUUAUGAACUUUUUUGUGAUUAGUGAAUUAUCUCGGUGCAAAAUGUCAGUGCUGAGCACAAAAAAAUGUAAAUGUUUUUUGGGUCCAGCCAACUUUCAGUGUGUUGGGAAAGGAUCUUGCCAACAUCUGUUUGCAGAGAAGCAGAAGGCUAACGGAUCUGUAUUAGAUCUCUGAAUGUUAAUAUGAAGUGUGCUUGUGUCUUAUGGACUAAGUUGUGGUCACAUAGAAGUCGGAUUCAGUCCAACUGUCAUUAGGACUGCUCUCUGUUGGUAGAGUUUUCCAUCCUGUCAGGCGUCUGCAGGGGGAUAUUAGUCCAAGUGUCAAAGACAUUCCUCGCCAAUGUAAAUUAUAUGAAAUAAAUGAAAAGACAGA
Messenger RNA from Myripristis murdjan (pinecone soldierfish), 1779 nucleotides. It is a transcript of the gene ap3s2, whose product is annotated as adaptor related protein complex 3 subunit sigma 2. The transcript has 6 exons. The record is from RefSeq and is a predicted model, not a curated record. Gene Ontology annotation, cellular component: AP-3 adaptor complex; membrane coat. The coding region runs from base 157 to 735 and encodes 192 amino acids. NCBI's taxonomy places the organism in Eukaryota, Metazoa, Chordata, Actinopteri, Holocentriformes, Holocentridae. Gene Ontology annotation, biological process: Golgi to vacuole transport; intracellular protein transport.